AGGAAAACCGCUUGGACUUGACGGCCUCCGUCUGUUGACGUCAUUUGUUCAGCGAGCGAUCACGUAUUUUGCAUGCUACGAAAAGCGCGGCCAUGAGGAUAUCAAUGGACAGGUGGUUGAAAUGCUUCUUGAUUGACAGAAAUAAAUCGUUGUGCUCCUUGGGACUUCAAAGGUACUAGCUGUACUAGAAAUCUUUAAUUAUUUUUGAAAAAUAUUGCACUACCAAAGCAUAGAAUUUGUCAUCUUUCAUUUCAAUGUUAUUAUGACACUGUAAAACCAAAUGCAUACCUUUUUUCAUGUUAUUUUCCCAUAUCCUGAAAAAUGUUCUCGGUCAUGCAAGGGGGUACUCUGCUGAAAUUGUUUUUGAAAGGGGAUACACAAGCCAAAAAAGUUUGAGAACCCCUGGACUAGAUAAUUCAAUACCUUAGCGUUUAAUUUUGAAAGGGACAAAAACAGGAAGUCCUGUGUAGUUACGGUUUGCUUCAUGCAGCCACAUCCAUUCAAACAGUAGUUGGCCCCGCCCCCUGCUGCUACCUGAGAGACUCACCUGAUCACACCUGAGUACCUGUCCACACAGGUCUGAGUUUGAUUAGAUUAGGAGAACCGUCAGUCCAUCAUGGCGGGCUCGCAGCUGCUCUGCAUGGACGACGAGCACGUGAACGAGAAGAUCCCGGAGUCCAGAGCUGAGUUCUACUACAGCGAGGAACAGCGCGCGGCGCUCGAGCGGCUGCUGCAGAGCGGCGAUGGUGCGUUCAAGAUGCGCCUCAAGGAGGACAACAUUAAGGACUUCCUGUCCGCCAGGGAAGUCCGGCUGCUCCGCAAGACCUUCUCCGAGUAUGACCCGGAUACGGAGUCCGAGUCUGGGGACUCAGGGAAGUCCAAAGGGUCCUCCAGUGCGGAUUCUGGGGUCCACUCCACUUACUGGCCUGAGAUGUCCGACACAGAGGUACCGGCUCUGGACAUCGGCUGGCCUGGAACCAGCGGCCUCUACAAGGGGGUGACCCGGGUCAGUGUGUUCACACACCCGCCCAAAGAACCGGGACCUCACAUCAAGGAGGUGGUGAGGAGGCUCAUCCAGGAGGCCCACAAGGUUGUGGCCAUCGUCAUGGACCUCCUGACCGACCUUCAGAUCCUCCAGGACCUGCUUGACGUCUCAUCCCGCCGCGGGGUAGCCGUCUACGCUCUGCUGGAGGCACGAGGAUUGCCACACUUCCUGGACAUGUGCACUCGGCUACAGAUCAAUGCCGUGCACCUGAGGAACCUGCGUGUGCGGACAGUGAGAGGAGCAGGACUCGCUCUGUCGUUUGGAAAGCUGCCGGGCUCGCUCUGCUCCAAGUACAUGCUGGUGGAUGGGGAGAAAGUCAUGUUCGGCUCCUACAGCUUCACAUGGACUUCAUCACGGAUGGAUAGAAACAUGAUCACAGUGAUGUCAGGACAGAUUGUAGACACGUUUGAUAACGAUUUCAGGGAGCUGUACGCCAUCUCUGAACAUGUUGACCUCUACAAAGAGUUUAAUAUUACCAAGCCGCCCCUCCCCGCACCCGUCAGGAAGCCAAAGGUGGAGCCGAUCCGUCCUCUCCCUGUCUCUAUAUCUCGCUUUCAGGUGUCUGUGGGAGAGUCUCGACAGAUCGAUCUGAAGGUGCCGGCUCACAAAUACCACAAUCCAAAGUACUCCUUAGUGUUUGGGAACAGUACGGGCCUGACGGGGUCUCUGCAGGACCUGUCCACCACAAGUGACUCUCUGAUCAGCGGGCUGAACCAGAGGAAUGGACUGCAGAACAUCAAAGACAGCAGGGUGAAAAUGGGCGGAGUCUCUCCUGUGAGCACCGGUCCUCCCUCAGAGGAGGAGGAUGAGGAUGGGAAGGACGGCCUGAAGAAGAAUAAAAACCCUGGUUCAAAGAAACGUAGUUCCUUCAGACAUUUCUUGAAAGGCAGAGGAGCCAAUCACAGUACAGAGACAAUAUUGGAGGGCGUGGUCACUCCUCCAAACCCCACCCCUGUUACUAAAGUGUCAGAGACUAAUGAUGUUACAGGAAAUGAGAUGGAAGACUCAUUUGAGAUCAUUGACAAACCAGCUCCCCUAAAAACCAAAACCAAGAAGCCAUCAAAGGUGAUGCAGAGAAGUUUGUCUCUGCAGACCAUCAACACAGAAGAAGAGGAUGGACCCAGAAGCCGUCGGAAGCAUCAGAAGAAGAACUGCAUCCAGUCUUGAGAUAGAACAACUGGACAGUUGGUAACGAGCAGCUGAUGACUUGCAGGUUGUACCUGCUGAGUCACAUGAUCACCUACCUGUAACAGGGGACUUCCUUUUAGAGAAAUUAAAGCAGUCACAGUCUGUCUGGUGGGAAGGGUUACAGUUAAACCCCCCAUGUGAUCAGUAACUCCUACAGAGAGUCUAAAGUUUUUAGCCAAAGAUCUAAAGGAUCAUCAUUACUCUGCUUUUAUUAUUAUUUUUUAAUUAAAGUAUUCUGUUCAGUGUUUUUAUAUUCCCCACUUGUGUACAACCCAGGCAUUGCCUCAGGUUAUGUGGGUGGAUUACAUCAUGUCAACCUGGUUGCUACGGAUACAGGAAAGUGAUCAUUUGUGCUGUUGUCCCUGAGCGUCACCUUACAGGAGACCCUCAGUCACACAGAGAGAGAGGGUUUGUAAAGGCUGUGAAUAAUGAAUGCUGAGCACACCGCUGUUGUUCUUAUUUUACAAAAGAAAUGUGAAGACUUUGAACCACUUGAGAUGAAAAUAAUAAAAGUUUUGUAGAAAAAAAUGUAACUAAAAAAACAUUAAAAAACAGUGGCAAACAUA
Messenger RNA from Notolabrus celidotus (New Zealand spotty), 2799 nucleotides. It is a transcript of the gene sack1fa, whose product is annotated as family with sequence similarity 83 member Fa. The transcript has 5 exons. The record is from RefSeq and is a predicted model, not a curated record. NCBI's taxonomy places the organism in Eukaryota, Metazoa, Chordata, Actinopteri, Labriformes, Labridae. The coding region runs from base 617 to 2212 and encodes 531 amino acids.